Magallana angulata is the source of this 1895-nucleotide messenger RNA. RefSeq names its product ETS domain-containing protein Elk-3-like. The record is from RefSeq and is a predicted model, not a curated record. Gene Ontology annotation, biological process: cell differentiation; regulation of transcription by RNA polymerase II. NCBI's taxonomy places the organism in Eukaryota, Metazoa, Mollusca, Bivalvia, Ostreida, Ostreidae. The coding region runs from base 345 to 1463 and encodes 372 amino acids. The transcript has 4 exons. Gene Ontology annotation, cellular component: nucleus. Gene Ontology annotation, molecular function: DNA-binding transcription factor activity, RNA polymerase II-specific; sequence-specific DNA binding.
GGGAGUUCCCCAAGUAAGAGUCUCGGCUUCCGGGUCAGGAUGAGUCUGAUUCACCUCACCGCAUUCCGUGAUACGCAUGGUUGUCUGUGAGAAAAAGAGAAACUCUCCUGUUCUUAAAAAAAACUCUAUUAAUGGACUUAUCGUAUUUUAAUUAUCCAUUAUAGUAAUCAACAGGCAGAUCGAUUCUCGAACCCGAACUGACCGAGUUAUUUUGAGUGGGAAGACAGUUUGUCCGUAGUGCGGGGGGAUUUGUUGAUUUCUCCGUGGGAGGGGAUCUGACCCUGUAUCAUAUCACUGGACGUCUGGAGGAAAGCCAGUUUUAAAAAGAGCCAGCUCACCGUAGCAUGGAAGAUGCCCGAUCGUGGACGGCGUCCCCCGAUCUCUCCGAUUCGUCAUCACGCCUGUCUUCAGACGCUGGGGAACCCCCUAACAAAAAACUCUGCGUAACUAAGCAACGAGGGUCCGUGAUGGACACCAAUGUGACGCUAUGGCAGUUCCUACUGGAGCUGUUGGUCGGGAACCAACACUCAGACAUCAUCCAGUGGACCAACACGGAGGGAGAGUUCAAGCUCAUCAACGCUGAGGAGGUGGCGAAACUGUGGGGACUGCGCAAAAACAAGCUCAACAUGAACUACGACAAGCUCAGCCGAGCGCUGCGCUACUACUACGACAAAAACAUCAUCAAAAAAGUGAUGGGACAAAAGUUUGUGUACAAAUUUGUGUCUUUUCCAGAGAUUGUUAAAACGGAAAACAAAAUUUCUUUCCAUGCGAUGAUGGAAAACAUGGCUAAAGGGCAAGGGUGUGUGAUGCCGCAUUUUGCGUCAUACGACGCUGCGCGGAUUAAGUCGUCUGCUAAUUUCGCGCUCAAUCAGGGUACCACUGCAGUGUCUACAGUAAAAACUGAAGCAUCUGCCCUCAGAAACUUCAGGUACGCAAGCGCGACCCCCACAUCAACGAUGGUGAUGUCUACAUCCGGGCCCCCGUCAGUAAUUUUAAUCAAAUCUGAGCCACAGUCAAUGCCAUCGCCUCCUCUUCCCAAAUCUUCAUCUUCGCCGUCGUCUUCCUUACAUCACCACAAGAUGUCAUCUUCAUCGACGACGCGCCCCAAGCCCACCCCCCUCAGUCUCCCUAUACACGACCCGUCUCCCUUGCCAACAAGCGUUCUCUCCAGCCUCGCAAUUCCAAGUCCGAAAGUCUCCAUGUCCACUGGCCUGUCUACCCCCCUGGUUCUGGCUAGCCCGGUGAUCGGCCCCAGGACGCCUUUCCUCCAUUUUUGGAGUUCUUUGAGCCCAAUAACAACGAUGAGUCCCCGCCUCGGCGGUUCCGCAUCAGCUUUUCAGUUCCCCACAUUCGCCACCAAUCACAUGACACUGUCUCCGAUGACGGCGACGUUUUCUAACGUCGAAUCGUUGGCUACACCCGCCUUGACAUCACCAACGAGGUCCAUUCCCUGUGUGUUAUGACCAUUACCGAAGUCCGAGCACGAUUUCAAAUUCUGAUCGGGCUCGAAAUAUUCUACGGUGCUAUGUUUGGGACCAAUAUUCCAAGUUUUGUUUUUGUUUUAUUUUAAAUCUUGAACAAACUACAAAGUGUUGAAGGUCAUAAUGAUUUUGAGAAAUUUUUCUCUCUCUUUUUUUUUUUAUGUGAUAUAAGCAUGAUUUAUUUUUGUACUGAAACAAAAGCAAUGAGUUGAUGUUUUGAGAAGUUCUAUUAUACUGUAUUUGCCUGCACCCUGGCGGUGAUUUUGUAUGGAAUUUAAUAGUCGCUUGAUUAUCAUAACACUGUACAUAUUGCUUAGAUUUUUCUAUGAACUUACUAAUGGUCAUCCAUAUCACUGAGUCCCAUGGAGUUAAAUUAUGUACAUACUUUAAUGAAUUCUUUUGAAUUGCAACCAA